AUUCGGGCCGCGGCAGCCAAGGCACACGAGCCCUAGUGGAACCCCCGCGCAGGCGUCUCAAAAGCAACGCUUGCCUAGCAUGGGUGUGGUCAACGUGGCCCAGGAUUUUGAUGAUCGACAACUACAUCUCGAAGCCGAGUCGGAGCCAUACCAUCCCUAUGAGUAUCAAACCGAGAACAACACCUCGUGGGCAGGCGCCCUUCCGGUGAAGCAGGGUCUGUAUGACCCUUCCCUCGAGAAAGAUGCCUGUGGUGUAGGCUUUGCUUGCCAUAUCAAGGGCAAGCCUAGCCACAAAAUCGUCAGCGAUGCCCGCAACCUUCUGUGCAACAUGACCCACCGGGGUGCCGUGGGUUCCGAUGCACGGGAUGGCGACGGUGCCGGUGUCAUGACGUCCAUUCCCCACAAGUUCUUUGUGAAAAACUUUGAGCGCGAAGUAGGAAUUAAGCUUCCUCCUCCGGGCCAGUAUGCUGUGGGGAACGUGUUUUUCAAGCCCGAUCAGGAGACGUUGCACGAGUCCAAGCGGCAGUUGGAAGACAUUGCCGAGUCGUUGGGCUUGAGGGUCCUGGGAUGGCGAGAGCCUCUUGUGGAUUCUAGUCUCCUUGGUCCUGCUGCAGCAUCUCGGGAGCCCAUCAUUCUACAGCCCUUCGUUGUGCUCGAGUCUGCCUAUGGCUCUGGGAACGCGCCCGAGGUGACGGACCCAGAAAAGUUUGAUGAGAAACUGUUUGAGAGGCAACUCUAUGUCCUCCGGAAGCGGGCCACUCAUACAAUCGGGCUCCAGAACUGGUUCUACAUCUGCUCCCUUUCCAACAAGAAUAUUGUCUACAAAGGGCAGUUGGCGCCAGUUCAGGUUUACCAAUACUAUUAUGAUUUGGUGGAUGCCUCCUAUGAGGCCCACUUCGCCCUCGUGCACUCUCGCUUCUCCACUAACACGUUUCCCUCAUGGGAUCGUGCCCAGCCUCUGCGGUGGGCGGCUCACAAUGGUGAAAUCAACACUCUCCGCGGUAACAAGAACUGGAUGCGCGCCCGCGAGGGUGUUAUGCAGUCCGACAUUUUCGGCGAAGAGCUGGAGAUGCUGUACCCCAUCGUCGAAGAUGGCGGGUCGGAUUCGGCUGCCUUCGACAACGUCCUUGAGUUGCUCACCAUAAACGGUGUGCUCUCCCUCCCCGAAGCCGUGAUGCUCAUGGUUCCCGAGGCCUGGCAAGGGAACACAUUGAUGGAUCCCAAAAAGGCCGCCUUUUACGAGUGGGCCGCGUGCCAGAUGGAGCCCUGGGACGGCCCCGCCCUGUUCACGUUCGCCGACGGCCGGUUCUGCGGUGCCAACCUUGACCGGAAUGGGCUUAGGCCAUGCCGUUUUUAUGUGAUGGAUGACGACCGGAUCAUCUGCGCCUCGGAAGUCGGCACCAUCCCCGUUGAACCUGAGAGGAUUGUCCAAAAGGGCCGCCUGCAGCCCGGCCGCAUGCUUCUCGUUGACACCCAAGCUGGCCGUAUCAUUGAUGACAGCGAGCUGAAGGCUGCCGUGUCGAGCCGUCACGACUUCAGAGCUUGGCUCGAUGAGAACUUGAUCUCGAUGCCAAAUGUGCUGGAGAAGAUCUCCGAGGACAAGAACAUUGCUUUGGCCGCGAAGCCGGAUGAAUCAAAACUGCAGGAAGACCCGUUGCUUCAUGCGUUUGGCUACACCUUUGAGCAAGUCAGCUUGCUGCUCGCGCCCAUGGCCUCGGACGAGAAGGAAGCGCUCGGCUCCAUGGGCAACGAUGCUCCUCUUGCCUGCUUGUCGCAAGCUCCCAAGCUUCUCUACGAGUACUUCCGCCAGUUGUUCGCCCAGGUUACCAAUCCGCCCAUCGAUCCCAUCCGAGAGUCGAUCGUCAUGUCCCUCGAGUGCUACGUCGGUCCCCAAGGCAACCUCCUGGAGAUGGAUGCGAGCCAAUGCGGAAGGCUGCUUUUGCCCAGCCCCAUCCUCUCCAUCGAAGAGUUCAACGCCAUGAAGAACAUGUCGACCAUCUACCCCGAGUGGACCGUCAAGACCAUCGACAUCACCUUCCCGAAGAAGGAAGGUGUUCAAGGCUACAUCAAGCACCUGGACUACAUCUGCAAUGAGGCCACUGCUGCCAUUGAGGCUCGUGAUCGUAUCAUCAUCCUUUCUGACCGCAACACUUCCAGUGACCGAGUCGCCGUCUCGACUUUGCUUGCCGCCGGCAUGGUUCACCAUCACCUUGUCUCCAACAAGUGGCGUGCCAUGGCUGCGCUAGUCGUCGAGACCGCUGAGGCGCGUGAAGUGCACCACAUGUGCGUUUUGCUCGGCUAUGGCGUGGAUGCCAUCAACCCGUACCUCGCCAUGGAAUGCAUCUUGAAGCUCAAUAGGGAGAAGCUCAUCAAGAAGAAACUUACCGACGAGGCUCUCAUCAACAACUACAAGCAUUCCUGCGACGGUGGAAUUCUCAAGGUCAUGAGCAAGAUGGGUAUCUCUACCCUUGCCAGCUACAAAGGUGCUCAGAUCUUCGAGGCGCUCGGCGUCGACGACAGCGUCGUUGACCGCUGUUUCCGCGGGACCGCCUCCCGUAUCAAGGGUGUCACUUUCGAACUCAUUGCCGAAGAUGCAUUCCGUUUCCAUGAGCGCGGCUUCCCCUCGCGGUACACGGUCGGUGUCACUGGCCUCCCCGAGUCCGGCGAGUACCAUUGGCGUGAUGGCGGCGAGGCACACGUCAACGAUCCCACGUCCAUCGCCAACAUCCAAGACGCAGUCCGCACAAAGAACGACAAAUCGUACGAGGCCUAUUCUUUGUCCGAGUAUGAGCAGAUCAAGUCUUGCACCCUCCGCGGUAUGCUCGACUUCAAGUUCGAGGAUUGCAACCCCAUUCCCAUCGACCAGGUGGAGCCAUGGACCGAGAUUGUGCGGCGAUUCUGCACUGGCGCCAUGUCCUAUGGAUCGAUCUCGAUGGAAUCGCACUCCACUCUGGCCGUCGCCAUGAACAGGCUUGGCGGCAAGUCCAACACCGGUGAGGGAGGUGAGGAUCCCGAGCGUUCGCAGCGCCUGCCUAACGGAGACACAAUGCGCUCUGCCAUCAAGCAGGUUGCCUCCGGCCGCUUCGGUGUCACUUCCGCCUAUCUUGCCGAUUCCGAUGAGCUCCAGAUCAAGAUGGCGCAGGGCGCCAAGCCCGGCGAAGGUGGCGAGCUCCCUGGACACAAGGUCUCCAAGUCCAUUGCGCGCACCCGCCAUUCCACCCCUGGUGUUGGUUUGAUUUCGCCUCCUCCGCACCACGACAUCUAUUCCAUCGAGGAUUUGAAGCAGCUCAUCUACGACCUCAAGUGCUCCAGCCCCCGCUCUCGCGUCUCGGUCAAGCUAGUGUCUGAGACCGGUGUCGGCGUCGUCGCUGCUGGCGUGGCCAAGGCGAAGGCUGAUCACAUUCUGAUUUCGGGCCACGAUGGUGGCACCGGCGCUUCCCGGUGGACGGGUAUCAAAUACGCCGGUCUCCCCUGGGAACUUGGCCUGGCUGAAACCCAUCAGACACUAGUUCUGAACGACCUCCGUGGCCGCGUGGUGGUCCAGACUGACGGCCAACUCCGUACUGGACGUGAUGUUGCUAUCGCCUGCCUGCUCGGCGCCGAGGAAUGGGGCUUUGCUACAGCUCCUCUGAUUGCUAUGGGCUGUAUCAUGAUGCGGAAGUGUCACUUGAACACCUGCCCCGUUGGCAUUGCCACUCAGGAUCCUGAGCUUCGCAAGAAAUUCACCGGAACGCCCGAGCAUGUCAUCAAUUUCUUCUAUUAUGUCGCCAACGAGCUCCGUGCCAUUAUGGCCAAGCUUGGCUUCCGCACGGUCAAUGAGAUGAUCGGUCACGCCGAAGUGCUCAAGGUCCGGGACGAUCUGAGGACCAACAAGACCGCCAACAUCGACCUCUCCCUUAUCCUCACCCCGGCCCACAAGCUUCGGCCGGGUGUUGCCACCUUCAACGUCCGCAAGCAGGACCACCGUCUCUAUGUCCGCCUCGAUAACAAGCUGAUCACCGAGGCCGAGUUGACGCUAGACAAGGGCCUGCCAUCACGGAUCGAAUGUGACAUUGUCAACACCGAUCGUGCCAUGGGUACUUCGCUCUCCUACCAGAUCUCCAAGCGCUAUGGUGAAGCUGGGCUGCCCAUGGACACUGUCCAUGUUAACAUCAAGGGGUCUGCUGGCCAGUCAUUCGGCGCCUUCCUCGCCCCUGGUAUUACGCUGGAGCUUGAAGGUGACGCCAACGAUUACGUGGGCAAGGGUCUGUCCGGUGGUCGCCUCAUCAUCUACCCGCCUCGGUCGGCCGUCUUCAAGGCUGAGGAGAAUAUCCUGAUUGGCAAUGUGUGCCUGUACGGAGCCACAAGCGGCACAUGCUUCUUCCGUGGUGUCGCCGCAGAACGAUUCGCUGUCCGUAACUCGGGUGCCACGGCAGUUGUUGAGGGUGUCGGUGAUCACGGUUGCGAGUACAUGACCGGCGGCCGCGUUGUUAUCCUUGGCAGCACGGGCCGUAAUUUCGCGGCAGGCAUGUCCGGUGGCAUCGCGUACGUCCUUGACAUUCAGCAAGACUUCUUGUCCAAGCUCAACAUGGAGAUGGUUGAGGCUUCCGGCCUGGAAGAUCCCGAGGAAAUCGCCUUUGUCCGCGGCCUGAUUGAGGACCACCACCAUUACACUGGCUCAGAGCUCGCCGCCCGCAUCUUGGUGGACUUCAACCGCGCCCUUCCCCGGUUUGUCAAGGUGCUGCCUGUUGACUACAAGCGCGUCCUUCAGGAGGAGGCUGCUAAGGCGGCCGAGGCCAAGCGGGCUGAGUACAAUCUCCCCGUCAUCUCGGGCGUGCCCAAGGAGGAGAAGAAGGAGAAGAGCGCCAAGCUUCUGGACAUUGAAGAGAGCAUCAACGACAAUGCUGCUGACAAGAAGAAGGCUCUUGUCUUAGACAAGACCAGAGGCUUCAUGAAGUACCAGCGGCGGUCCGAGAAGUAUCGCAGUGCCAAGACGCGGACCAAGGACUGGGCCGAACUUUCUCAGAGACUCGACGAGGACGAGCUCAAGUACCAGUCUGCUCGCUGCAUGGACUGUGGUGUGCCCUUCUGCCAGUCCGACACGGGCUGCCCCAUCUCCAACAUCAUCCCCAAGUGGAACGAAUUGGUCUUUGCCAAUCAGUGGCGUGACGCGCUGAACCGUUUGCUCAUGACCAACAACUUCCCCGAGUUUACUGGCCGCGUCUGCCCGGCUCCUUGCGAAGGCGCAUGCGUGCUUGGUAUCAACGAGGACCCGGUCGGCAUCAAGUCGAUCGAGUGCGCCAUCAUUGACCGUGGAUUCGAGAUGGGCUGGAUGGUGCCAAACCCGCCCAAGGUCCGCACGGGCAAGAAGGUUGCCAUCAUCGGAUCCGGCCCCGCCGGUCUCGCCGCUGCGGAUCAGUUGAACAGGGCCGGCCACACCGUCACCGUGUACGAGCGGGCCGACCGCCUCGGCGGGCUGCUCAUGUAUGGUAUCCCCAACAUGAAGCUUGACAAGCGCAUCGUCAAGAGACGCACGGACUUCAUGGCCGCCGAGGGAGUCAACUUCAAGACGGGCGUCACGAUUGGAGAGGACAUCAAGCUCAUGGACCUCAAGGCGCAGAACGAUGCCGUCAUCAUCGCGACGGGCGCGACGGUCGCUCGCGACCUUCCCGUCAAGGGACGGAACCUCGAGGGAAUCCACUUUGCCAUGGAGUUCUUGCACAAGAACACCAAGUCGCUGCUGGACUCGGAGCUCACUGACGGCGCCUACAUCUCAGCCAAGGACAAGCACGUCGUUGUCAUUGGCGGUGGCGACACCGGAAACGACUGCAUUGGCACGUCAGUCCGCCACGGUGCCAAGUCGGUCAUCAACUUUGAGCUGCUGCCGCAGCCGCCGCCGGAGCGGGCGCGCGACAACCCGUGGCCGCAGUGGCCGCGCAUCUACCGCGUCGACUACGGGCACACCGAGGUGCGCCAGCACAUGGGCAAGGACCCCCGUGAGUUCUGCAUCAUGUCGGAAGAGUUUGUCGACGACGGCAACGGAAGGGUCAAGGGCAUCAACACGGUGCGCGUCGAGUGGACCAAGUCGCCGAGCGGCGGCUGGGACAUGAAGAAGGUGGAGGGAUCGCAGCAGUUCUUCCCUGCGGACCUUGUGCUCCUGUCGAUGGGCUUCCUCGGACCCGAGGCGCGUGUUCUCGGCGACGAGAUCGAGAAGGAUGCGCGCAAGAACGUCAAGACGCCGCCGGGCAAGUACUGCACCAACGUCGAGGGCAUCUUUGCUGCCGGCGAUUGCCGCCGCGGCCAGUCACUCAUUGUCUGGUAAGUUCAUCUGCAACUUCUGUGUUUGUAUUGAAGAUGCUGACACAUUCCGUUUCAGGGGUAUCAACGAGGGUCGCCAGGCUGCGCGCGAGGUUGACCUGUACCUCGAACAUUGCACCAACUUGCCGGUCACGGGCGGUAUUGUCAAGCACACGGCCAAGGAGAUUCUCCCCAAGGCCCAGGCGGUGGCAGCAUAAGUGUUCCCACCCCGCCACAAAAGGAUGGAUGGACGACAUUUCCAUGAACGAUGUGCUCUUUCUUUGCCUGCAUCCGGGUUUCUGAAGGGUCAGGGCGGGA
This is a messenger RNA of Canariomyces notabilis, 6594 nucleotides long. RefSeq names its product glutamate synthase. The transcript is spliced from 5 exons. Lineage: Eukaryota; Fungi; Ascomycota; Sordariomycetes; Sordariales; Chaetomiaceae. The record is from RefSeq and is a predicted model, not a curated record. Gene Ontology annotation, molecular function: flavin adenine dinucleotide binding; iron ion binding; glutamate synthase (NADH) activity. The coding region runs from base 80 to 6301 and encodes 2073 amino acids.